AUGUACGGCUCACCGGCUUCCCGACCGCUCUCGUAUGCGCCUACACCGUACACCUACACACCAACCAAUACUCUCUCGGCGCGCAUCAACCUCGACGAGGAGGUGAAGCUUGCCGACACAGCAGCAGAGCGCGACCUCAUUGACUCCUUGGCGGAGAUCUACAGCAUUAUCCGCACGCUGGACGGGCUGGAAAAGGCCUACAUUAAAGAUGCCAUCCCAGAAAACGAGUACUCGGACAUGUGCUCGAAGAUGCUGAAACAAUACCGGUCUAUACUGAAUGACGAGAGUGUGUCUCGUGAGUUUGUCGAUUUGGACACGUUCACGGGGAAAUGGGAUAUCGAAUGUCCGCGCGCGAAGGAGAGACUCAGAGUGGGCUUGACCGCGGAUGAAGUUCUCACUGUGCAGAAGGCCGCGCCAGGCUCUACGGCCCCGGUGGGCACGGCAUCAGGCAGUUUGAUUCUGGCGGCGACGGAGAACUUCAUCACCUUUCUGGAUGCCUUGCGAUUGAACAUGGUCUCUAAGAGCGCGUUACACCCUCUGCUCUCCGAUGUGAUUCAGUCGGUGAACAAAGUGACCGAUCAGGACUUUGAGCAUCGCGGCAAGAUCAUUCAGUGGCUGAUCACGCUCAAUCAAAUGAAGACUUCGGAAGAGCUGAGCGAGGAACAAGCCCGGGACCUGGCCUUUGAUAUGGAACAGGCAUAUAAUGGAUUCAAGUCCAUCAUUCAGUGA
Molecule: messenger RNA, 729 nt
Organism: Capronia coronata CBS 617.96
Lineage: Eukaryota; Fungi; Ascomycota; Eurotiomycetes; Chaetothyriales; Herpotrichiellaceae
Exons: 1
Coding region: 1-729 (242 amino acids)
Biological process (GO): protein transport to vacuole involved in ubiquitin-dependent protein catabolic process via the multivesicular body sorting pathway
Cellular component (GO): ESCRT I complex
Molecular function (GO): protein-containing complex binding
Source: RefSeq, a predicted model, not a curated record